Eimeria tenella is the source of this 348-nucleotide messenger RNA. RefSeq lists its product as uncharacterized. NCBI's taxonomy places the organism in Eukaryota, Apicomplexa, Conoidasida, Eucoccidiorida, Eimeriidae. The record is from RefSeq and is a predicted model, not a curated record. The transcript has a single exon. Bases 1 to 348 code for a protein of 115 amino acids.
AUGCUGCUCCAAACGUGGGCUGGCUGCACGAGGGAGCAGCGCGGGGUGGUAGCAGAAGCAGCAGCAAUGAUCGCAGCAGCAGCAGCAGCAGCAAUAACAGUAGCAGCAACAGGAGUGGCAGCAAUGAUAAUAGUAGGAGCAGCAAUUAAAGAAGCAGCAGCAGCAGUAACAACGCCAGCAACCGCAGCAGCAGUAGCAGCAGCAAGCGCAGCAAUAACGCUAUUAACAGCAGCAACAACAGCAGCACCAAUAACAAUAGGGGUACCAGCAACAAUAGCAGCAGCAAUAACAAUAAGUGUACCAACAGCAGCAGCAGCAGCAGCUGCUGCUGCUGCUUACCUCGAAUAA